AAAUCAAUUAGCCCAUACAUAGCUCGCUAUACACUUUUCCUAAUAGUUUUUUUCAUUUCAACUUAAAACAAGAAACAGAAACAAAACAAGCAGUAUAUUCAAAAUCUUGAAAUAGUGAUGGAGAUUAAUGUUGCAAUUCAAAAAUUAACUCCUAAACGCCGUAGGUACUCUUCUCAGAAAGCUUACUGUUGAUAAAAGUAGCCUAAUAUUCUUCCUUUUGUUUGUCUACACUUCAAAUUUUGAGGUCUUAAUUUCAUUUUAUAGAAGAUCAAGUAUCAAUUUGUUAGCCAAACUGUAGCUUUCUUGUUCUUGGUGGUCUUUAUAGGGUGAUCAAGAUUUGAUUUUUUUUGUUACCAAGUGGAUAUUGUUCAAGAUUGUUGUUUGGUUUGGACACUUGCAUGGAAAAUACAAUCUUGUUUGUGGGUAUUGUUUUUCUUGGAUUCUUGGUUUCAUUUUGUGUUGCUGAUUACUGAACAGAGUUGGUUGGUUGGUUGGUUCAAUCAAGAUUUGAUUUUUAUUCCAAAGUGGUGGGAACUUGCAUGGAUAGUACAAUUUUGUUUGUGGGUAUUGUUUUUCUUGGAUUCUUGGUUUCAUUUUGUGUUGUUAAUAACUAAAUAGAGUUGGUCCUUUGGUUGGUUCAAUCAAGAUUUGAUAUUUUUUUGGUGUGGGGUUUGGUUUUUGAGUUGUGGGAAGAGUUGAGAAUGGGAAAAGAUGAUGGGAUGCUGCUUCUUCCAACAAUAGGACCGCCAAUAAAGCGGCGAGCAGGGUUGAGAAGGAAGCAGGCAGGGAGAGGAUCAUACAGAGGAAGUUAGGUAUUGGUGACAAGGGAAGAAAAUUGGGGAUUGUUUAGGUGUUAUUUGGGGUUUAGGACUGGAUUUAUUUUGAGAGUUUGUGGUGGGGGUUAAAUUUUUUGAAAGAAUAUGGCAAGCCAACUGCAACAAGCACUGAGGAGCCUUUGCUGCAACUCUCCUUGGAAGUAUGCUGUGUUCUGGAAGCUCACACAUCGAGCUCGAAUGAUGUUGACUUGGGAGGACGCUUACUAUGAUAAUGAUGGGUUUCCAGAGAAAGUAUCUCCUGGUAGUACAGCUGGCAACCUUCAUGAUGGACCUUAUUCCAACAAUCGACUUGGAGUAGCUGUGGCAAAGAUGUCCUAUCAUGUUUAUUCUCUUGGAGAAGGUAUUGUAGGGCAGGUGGCAAUUUCUGGAAAACAUCUAUGGGUUUCAGCAGACAAAGUUGCAGCUAUCACCAGCUUGGCGCCUGAGCACUGUGAUGGAUGGCAAGCUCAAUUUUCUGCUGGGAUUAAGACCAUUGUUGUUGCUGCUGUUGCUCCACAUGGAGUUGUACAACUUGGAUCCUUGGAUAGUAAGAUCCCUGAGGAUUUGAGGGUGGUCAAGCAUAUUAGAGAUGUCUUUUCUGAGCUCCAGGAGUUGAUGGCAAGUUGCUUGCAGAGUUCAAUGCAGAACAGCAUGGAAAAUUCUUGCAUGUCAGAGAUAUCAACAAGAACCUCAGUUUCAGAGGUUUUUCAAGACUGCAUAAAUAAUCUAGGUAGAAAUGUUUGUGAAGAUGGGAGAAAUAUGUGGUCUCCUCUAUAUACAUCUUUUGAAAAAUCCGUUGAUCAUUCUUUAAUCUUCUCGCAACCUGGAAGUCACCCAAAUGAAAUACUUCAUGAGACUGCAGUUCAAGGAUCUGAUGACUGUGAAAAUCUGCUUCCGCCAAGCUGUGAAAGUUCCAUUUCAAAACACCAAGAGGAAGGGCAGAUGUGGGCAGAAAAGGAUCCAAAGUUUGAAGGACCAACUAGCAACUUGAGAGUCUUGGGAAAGGGUUUGGUAGAUAAAACUGAGCCAACUUUUAGAAAUAAUGUAAGUAAUGGCAGUGUUUCAUAUGAUGCUGGACAAGUCACUGAACGACCUGAGCCAAAUAAAGAAGUGUUGGGUUUGUCGGAUCUUCCCACUGCAUAUCCAGAUGAAUGUGCUGAGAAAAAUUUAGGUUUUGAGACCGAGUGUAAUUAUACAAUGGACAAACCUUUCAGGUUCUGUGCUGGCUAUGAGCUGUAUGAAGCACUAGGGCCAGUAUUCCAGGAAGGGAAUUCUUCCAAGGACUGGGGUUUAGGGAACCGUGAAGAAAUGGCUGUUGAGAUGCUUGAGGGGAUUGGCACCAGCAGUCUGUUUAUGAGCAACACUGGCAAUGAGCAUCUUCUGGAAGCAGUAAUAGCUAAUGUUAACCGCCAUGACAAUGAUUGUAUCAGUGUCAGGUCAUUCUGUAAAUCUGUUGAUUCCCUCUUGGCCACUGAAAUAAGUGUCGAACCUUGUACCAGUGAUAUCGGCACAAUCAGUUCUACAGGCUAUUCAUUCGAUCGGGAAACAUUGAACAGCUUCAACUCAUCAGGUGCAUGUAGUAUGCAUUCUUCUAGGGGGUUUUCAUCAACCAGUUGUAGCAGAGGUAGUGAACCUGUUAAAAUGCAUAAAAAGAGGGCUAGACCUGGUGAAAGUUCCCGACCUAGACCCAGGGAUAGACAAUUAAUCCAAGAUCGCAUCAAGGAGCUCCGCGACCUGGUUCCAAAUGGUUCUAAGUGCAGUAUAGACUCACUUCUAGAACGAACAAUCAAACACAUGCUCUUCAUGCAAAAUGUUACCAAGCAUGCUGACAAGCUAAGUAAGUGUUCAGCAUCAAAGCUGGUUGACGAGGAAUCGGGUAUCUGUGGAUCUUCCUCCCAUGAACACGGUUCAAGCUGGGCAGUCGAAGUUGGAAAUGACCAAAAAGUUUGUCCUAUGAGGGUUGAAAACUUAGGCAUGAAUGGUCAAAUGCUUGUAGAAAUCUUCGAAGACGGCAGCCAUUUCCUUGACAUAACCGAAGCCAUCCGGAGCUUGGGUCUUACAAUUUUAAAAGGUCUGGCAGACGCUUAUGGUGAGAGGACGCGUAUGUGUUUUGUGGUUGAGGGGCAGAAUGAUAGAACGUUGCAUCGCAUGGAUGUAUUAUGGUCUCUUAUGCAGCUACUACAAGCAAAGAUCAAUGUGUAGAGCUGGACAGUCGGAAGAGACAUGUUACUUAUCAGACCCACUCCAAUUUGUGGUAUCUUCAGAAUCAGGAUACUGAUGUUUGAACAUCCGAUUUCCUUUCUAAACGAGUGCUCGUUUCAUUUAUUUCCUAGUGUGAAAAUGAUAAAUUAUUUGUUUCCUGUUUGUUUCAUUGAUAAGUGUAUGUUGUUGUAUUUUAUGUGUAAUGCUCUCAUGCGAGAAGUAUUAUGCUCGUGACGAGGUGAGGCUUUGUCGUAGAGAUCCUCCACGUCAAACCAGUAGAUUAGAGGUUCGAGACACAACAAGUGUAAGUGGUAAAUCACUAUUGAUCCCUCAAGAUGAUGGGGAGUGAAAACAAAAAGGGUUAUGCUCUUCAUCAUGUAACAUCUUUUAGUGUGCUUGUAUCCAGAAUUUUAGCUUGUACAUCAUUGAUUGACCUUCAGC
Lycium ferocissimum is the source of this 3458-nucleotide messenger RNA. RefSeq names its product transcription factor EMB1444-like. The transcript has 11 exons. Lineage: Eukaryota; Viridiplantae; Streptophyta; Magnoliopsida; Solanales; Solanaceae. The coding region runs from base 921 to 3017 and encodes 698 amino acids. The record is from RefSeq and is a predicted model, not a curated record. Gene Ontology annotation, molecular function: protein dimerization activity; DNA-binding transcription factor activity. Gene Ontology annotation, biological process: regulation of DNA-templated transcription.